Messenger RNA from Helianthus annuus (common sunflower), 1167 nucleotides. RefSeq lists its product as uncharacterized. Lineage: Eukaryota; Viridiplantae; Streptophyta; Magnoliopsida; Asterales; Asteraceae. The transcript is spliced from 2 exons. Bases 1 to 1167 code for a protein of 388 amino acids. The record is from RefSeq and is a predicted model, not a curated record.
AUGGAGGUACUGAAUCUAAUCAUAGAGAGGAAUAUUAAGGAAAAGGGAGGGUUCAACUAUCAUUGGGGAUGUGAUGGGCUGAAAAUAAGUCAUGUCUGUUUUGCGGACGACCUUAUGUUGUUUUCUCAGGCGGAUGAAUGUUCUGUGAGAAUUCUGAAAGAGUCGUUAGAAGAUUUUAGUGGAGUUUCGGGGCUUAUUCCAAAUCUGAACAAGAGUACUAUUUAUUUUGGAAAUGUUAACAACCAUUUGCAGCAUCUGAUCAAAGGCCUGCUUCCGUUUAAAGUUGGAGUGUUACCUGUAAGAUACUUGGGGAUCCCGUUAUUGUCUAAGAGGCUAUACUCUAAAGACUGCUCUGUGUUGAUUGAUAAAGUACGAAAGAAGCUAAAUGAUUGGAAAAACAAGUUCUUGUCUUUUGAUGGAAGGCUGCAGUUGAUAAGACACUUCAAUCUGUAUGACAUAUGGUGCCCCCUUAGUCCAUUGUGUUCGUUUAUAACUGUAAGAGACAUUCAUAGACCAGGCUUGACUACUAGGAGUACUGUUAAUGAGAUUGUUGUGAAUGGAGGUUGGAGUUGGCCUGUUGAAUGGCAGAAUAAAUUUCCAAGUUUGUUUAACCUGAAUGUUCCAAGUCUGGUGGAUGGAAAGAGGGAUGUUCUUAUGUGGAAGUCUAGGGAAGAAAAGCACAUGCCUUUUUGUACUUCUGAGGUUUAUAAAGAUCUCUGUGUUCAUAGACAAAGUGUUCAGUGGGCUAAAGUUAUGUGGUUCUCUCAAUCUAUUCCUAGGCAUGCAUUCAUUUUGUGGUUGGCCUAUCAAGUAAGAUUACUAACACAGGAUAGGUUGGAUAGAUGGGAGGUUAGGAGUGAUUUAUUGUGUCCUUUUUGUCAACUACAGAUGGAUAGUCAUUAUCAUCUGUUUUUUGAAUGUGAUUAUCCUAGUGAAGUGUGGGAUUGUUUGAAAGGGUUGGGUAUGCUGAAUGAUGCUCCUCCUAACAGGAAGGGAUGUGUUGAUUUCUUGGCUAAACAACAUAUGGGAAGAUCUUUUAGAAGUAUAAUUCAAAGGUUGGUUCUUGCUGCUAUGUUCUAUUUUAUAUGGCAAGAACGAAAUCUUAGACUUUUUCAAGAUAAAUAUAGAACAGUGGAAGAGUUGUGCAAAGUUAUCGAGAAAUUAUGA